Molecule: messenger RNA, 801 nt
Organism: Phalaenopsis equestris
Lineage: Eukaryota; Viridiplantae; Streptophyta; Magnoliopsida; Asparagales; Orchidaceae
Exons: 2
Coding region: 1-801 (266 amino acids)
Molecular function (GO): nucleic acid binding; zinc ion binding
Source: RefSeq, a predicted model, not a curated record
AUGGAGAAUUAUCUAGAAGCCCUGGAUCUCUGGGAAGCAGUGGAAGAAGACUACGAUAUUCCUCCUCUUCAUGAAAAUCACACUGUGGCACAGAUUAAAGAACAAAAGAAGAGUAAGAUGAAGAAAUCCAAGGCAAAAGCCUGUCUAUUUUCUGCAGUGCUGAAUUUAAUUCGUGGCUUUGAAUUGCAAAAGAUGAAGGAGACAGAAAAUAUAAAGGAAUACUUUGACAAGCUACUCAACAUAACGAAUCAAGUCAAAUUAUUGGGUUCUUCAUUGGAAGAUUCAAGGAUUAUUCAAAAAGUCCUUGUAACAGUGCCUGAAAGAUUUGGGGCUACCAUCACCACCUUAGAAAACACAAAGGAUCUGACAAAUAUUACUUUGUCAAAACUCUUAAGUGCCUUGCAAGCACAAGAGCAAAGGCGUGCAAUGAGGGAAGAAGGAGUCGUUGAAGGAGCCUUACAAGUUAAGCAUCAAGAAGAUAAAAAGAAUUGGAAAUUCAAGAACAAGAAGUCUCAAACCACAAAUGGACAAAGUUCUACAUCUGAGAACAUAAGAAAAGUUGGAGUAAAGAAAGAUUUUCCUCCAUGUCAGCAUUGUGGCAAAAAAGGUCAUCUUCCUUUUAGAUGUUGGAGAAGACCAGAUGCAAAGUGCAGCAAGUGUAAUCAUUUGGGACAUGAAGCUGUCAUUUGUAAGAAUGAAAAUCAGCAGCAAGAAGAUGAAGCAAAAAUGGAAGAUCAAGAAGAAGAAGAUCAUCUUUUCGUUGCAACUUGCUUCACGGGUCGUGAAACAAGUGAAAGCUAG